CGCAAUGACUCUUCCUGGGGUGCAUCUUGCGCUUCUAUCCUUUGUGCUGUGAAACGACGAGAAGCCAUGAAAUUGACGGAGCGACUACUGGCAGCCCGUGAACGUCUUGUUGAACGAAUCACUGCCAAAACUAUUGAAGAUUCGAACACUUAUGCUCAAGCGUAUAAGUAUAUAACAAAUUUACACAUUCUGGAUGAGAUUGAUGAGAGUACGGAUGCCCUUUCCCUCCUUUCCUGCAACACAACUCUCAAAUUGAAUGCUGUGCUGAGUAAGUGGCAGAGCAGAUCAGAGUGUGUUGUGCAGUGCUCUAACAUCAUGGAACCCAUCCUGCUGGUACGACGUGAAUUAUUGCGAGCCUCUGCUGAAGCAGGAACUGUUAAUCGUCGUGAUGUCGAUAAUGCUUUAACGCAGCUACUCAUUCAGAGUUGUCGCUUGGCUCGUCAAUCGGGCCACCUUCAAAUCGCCUGGACGUUCUUAGUAGAAGCAAAGGCACUUGGUGUCAAUCUGAAGGAUGUUGGAAUGGAAGAGGCACGCUUCGAGUUUCAAAAGGCAAGUUUUGUUCAUUGGCAUGAAACCGGCGGUAAAAGUAAUGCUGAAUCUCCAGAUGUUUUAGUGAAAAAGACUAGUAGAGAAUCGAGAGCUGCCUUUGCUGAGGUGCAACUUUUGCGAGCGGAGUACAUGCUAAAGUCUGGAGCUGUGGCAGCAAAUGAUUUGUAUCAGAUCUACUUAUCUCUGCAGAAGUUUGACGUUCCCUCAGAAGAUCUGCAUUAUCGUGUGGCGGUCUUCUGUGAUGGAAUGUACAGCAUCGAUACAGAAAAGAUUGGUGAAGCACAAAAAUAG
Molecule: messenger RNA, 840 nt
Organism: Strongylus vulgaris
Lineage: Eukaryota; Metazoa; Nematoda; Chromadorea; Rhabditida; Strongylidae
Source: the annotation of a GenBank genome assembly